UUUUUUUUUUUUUUUUUUUUUUUUUUUGAGAUGGAGUCUCACUCUGUCACCCAAGCUGGAGUGCAGUGGUGUGAUCUCAGCUCACUGCAACCUCUGCCUCCAGGUUCAAGCAAUUCUCUUGCCUCAGCCUCCCGAGUAGCUGGGACUACAGGUGCACACCACCACGACCAGCUAAUUUUUUUUGUAUUUUUAGUGGAGAUGGGGUUUUACCGUGUUGGCAGGGUGGUCUUGAUCUUCUGACCUUGUGAUCCACCCACCUUGGCCUCCCAAAGUGCUGUGAUUACAGGCGUGAACAACUGUGCCCAGCCUGCGUGCAGGCUUAACCAUCCCUUAGGUCUUCAUUUCCAGGUGGGGAAGGGGCCAAGGGAGGCACUGUCACUGUCCUCCUUGUUCUGUUUAGGUGUAGCGUGUACAUUUCUGAAGGUGAAUAUUUACUUAGAUGACUUAGCAGGAUGUCCACCCUAGUGAGAUACUUCCAUGGGUGAAUGCAUAUGUCUUGCUGAGAUGAGGUGACUGAAUACACAUAUGAAUGUAAAACCUACCGUGUCCUCACCCAUGUCCUCGGAGGAAUACACAGGAAACUCAUGGAGUUGUCUUCAGCCUCCCAGCGAGGAGUCUGGUGGGGGAGCUGGCUCUGGAGGACAGCCUGUUUGUGGCAUCUCUGCCUCUGCCCGUCUCUGCCUCUGCCCACUGGGCUGAGGGCACGUGCCCCAGGGCCUUGGGGAGGUAUCCCUGCCUCAUAGCUUGGGGCCUCAGUUCCAGCCUCUAGGAAGCCAUGUAGUUGCAUUCUUCAUUACUCAUGUGUUUUUUAAAAUCUGAGACACAGUUCACAUAUUAUUACAUUCACCAUUUUAGAUUGUAAAAUUCAGUGGUUUUUAGUGCAUUCACAAGGUUGUGCAACCAUCACCAUUAAUUCCAGAACAUUUUAAUCAUUCCUAAAAGAAACCUUGUACUCACUUGCAGAGAAUCCCCAUUUCCCUGUCCUCCCAGCCCUGGCCACCAGUGACCUGCCUUCUGUGUCUACAGAUUUGCCUGUUCUGGACAUUUCACAUAAAUGGAACCAUGUAUUAUAUGGCCUUUUGUGCCUGGCUUCUUUCAUUUAUUAAUCACAUAUUUCCACGGUUCAUCCAUAUAUUGUAGCAUGAAUCAGUACUUCAUUCCUUUUUCUGGGUAAAUAAUAUUCCACUGUGCCAUAGUUUGUUUCUCCAUUCAUCCGUCGUAGACAUUUGAAUUGUUUCCACUUUUUGGCUACCGUGAAUAAUACUGCUAUGAACAUUCCUAUACAAGUUUUUGUGUGAACAUACAUUUUCUCCUUGAAUAUAUACCCAGGACUGGAAUUGCUGGCAUAUGGUAACUCUAUGUUAAACUUUUUGAGGAAUUACCAAGCUGUUUUCCAAGUAAUUGAACAAUUUUACAUUUAUUAAAUUUUACACCAGGAAUGUAUGAAGGUUCCAAUUUCCCGACAUCCUUGCUGAUGCUUGUUAUUGUUGUCUGGUUUAGUAGGUGAGAAGUGGUGUCAUAUUGUGGUUUUGAUUUCCAUUUCCCUAAUGACUAAUAAUGUUGAGCAUCUUUUCAUGUGUCUGUUGGCCACUUGUAAAUCCUCUUUGGAAAAAUGUCCAUUCAAACUCUUUGCCCAUUUUUAAAUUGGGUUGUCUUUUUAUUGUUGAAUUGUAAGAGUUCUUUGUUUAUUUGGAUACUAGACACUUCUCAGACAUAUGAUUUGUAAAUUUUUUUUUUUUUUUUAAGAUGGAGUCUUGCUCUGUCGCCCAGGCUGGAGUGCAGUGGUGCAAUCUCAGCUCACUGCAACCUCCGCCUCCCGGGUUCAAGCGAUUCUUCUGCCUCAGCCUCCCCAGUAGCUGGGACUGCAGGCAUGUGCCACCAUGCCUGGCUUUUUUUUUUGUAUUUUUAGUAGAGAUGGGGUUUCACCAUGUUGGCCAGGCUGGUCUCAAACUCCUGACCUCAGGUGAUCCUCCCGCUUCAGCCUCCCAAAGUGUUGGGAUUACAGGCAUGAGCCACCGUGCCCAGCCGAUUUACAAAUAUUUUUUCCUUUUCUGUGGAUCAUCUUUUCACUUUCUUGAUUGUGUCGUUUGAUACACACAAGUUUUAAAUUUUAAUGAAAUCCAAUUUAUUUCCUUAUUCUUUAGUUGCUUGAGUUUUUGUUGUCAUGUUUAGGAAACUAUUGCCUAAUCCUGGCUCAUGAAAUGAAAACAUCUGUUUUCUUCUAGGAGUUUUAUACUUUUAGCAUGUAGCUAUCCAGUUGUCCUAGCGUCAUUUGUUGAUAAGACUACUCUUUGCCCCAUUGAAUGGUCUUGGCACUCUUGUCAAAACUCAGUUGACCACAAAUAUAUGGGAUUAUUUUUGGGCUCUUUUGAGACAGGAUUUCACUCUUUCACCCAGGCUGGAGUGCAGUGGCAAGAUCUUGGUACACUGCAGUCUCAACCUCCCUGGGCUCAGGUGAUCCUCCUACCUGAGCCUCCUGAGUAGCUGGAACCACAGGUACACACCCCCACACCUGACUACUUUCUGUAUUUUUUGUAGAGAUGAGAUUUCGCCAUGUUGCCCAGGCUGGUCUUGAACUCCUGGGCUCUGCCUGCCUCAGCCUUCCAAAGUACUGGGAUUAUAGGCAUCAGCCACUGCACCCAGACUAUUUCUGGACUCUUGGUUCUGUUCUGUGGGUGUAUAUGUCUAUCCUUACACCACUGCCUCACUUGUAAUUUUUUAGUAAGUAAAUUGUAAUUUUUAAGUAAGUUUUUUUUGUUGUUGUUGUUGAGACGGAGUCUCACUCUGUCACCCAGGGUGGAAUGCAGUGGCCUGAUCUCAGCUCACUGCAACCUCCACCUCCUGGGUUCAAGCGAUUCUCCUGCCUCAGCCUUCUGAGUAGGUGGGAGGGACUACAGGUAUGUGCCACCACACCUGGCUAAUUUUUAUAUUUGUAGUAGAGAUGGGGUUUCGCCAUGUUGGCCAGGGUAGUCUUGAACUCCUGACCUCAAGUGAUCCACCUGCCUUGGCCUCCCAAAGUGCUAGGAUUACAGACGUGAGCCACUGCACCUGGCCUCUUUGUUUUUUUUUAAAGUUGUUUUGAUUAUUCUGUGUCACUUGCAUUUUCAUAUAAAUUUUAGGAAUGUGUUGUCUAUUUCUUUAAAAAAGGCAGGAAUUUUAAUGGAAAUUGUAUUGAAUCUAUAGGUCAAUUUGAUGUAGUGUUGUAUUGCCAUCUUAACAUAUUAAGUUUUCCAAUCCAUGAACAUGGGAUAUCUUUAUUUAGGUCUUCUUUAAUUUAUAUCAAUAAUGUUUUAUAAUUUUCAGUGAAUAAGAAGUCUUGCACUUAUUUUGUUAAACUUACUCCUAAGUAUUUUAUUCAUUUUGAUGCUGUCCCAAAUGGGGUUGUUUUAUUUCAUAUUCAGAUUUCUCAUUGCUAGUGAUUCUUGUAUAUUGAUCGUAUACCUUGCAAACUUACUGAACUCAUUUCUUAGCUGUAAAUAGGGUUUCUUUUUUUGAGGGGAGAUUCUUCAGGGUUUUCUAUAUGUGAGUAUGUAAUAUGCAAAUAAAAAUAGUUUUACUCUGCCUUCUCAAACUAGAUGUCUUUUAUUUCUUUUUCUUGUCUAACUGUCCUUGAUAGAAUCUCCAGUGCAAUGUUGAAAACAAAUAGCGGACUGGAAAUCCCCCUGACCUUAGGAGGAAAGCAUUCAUUUUCUCAUCACUAAGUAUGAUGUUAGCUAUGGGUUUUUGGUAGAUGCCCCUUAUCAAAUUGAAGAAGUUCCCUUCUAUUCCCAGUUUGUUGGGUGCUUUUAUUAUGAAAAGGUGUUGGAUUUUGCCAAAUGUGUUUUCUGCAUCUAUUGAGAUGGUCAUAGGGUGUCCUCCCUUUAUUCUAUUGAUAUGGUAUAUUACAUUGAAUUUUGGAUGUGAAACCAACCGUAUAUUCUUGGGAUAAAUCCCAUUUGGUUACGGUGUAUAAUACUUUAUAUAGAGUGUUAGAUUUAGUUUAUUGUAUUUUAUUGAGGACAUUUGCAUCUAUGUGACCUUCGUGUUUUAUUUUAAUAUCAAGAUAAUACUUAUAGAAUGAGUUGUGAAGUGUUCCCUCCUAGUCUUUCUUUUCUUUGUUUUCGAAAGAUUUUGUGAAGGUUUGGUGUUUUUUGGUUUUUUUUUCUCUUUUUGAGACAAGAUCUCACUCUGUCACCCAGGCUGGAGUGCAGUGGCAUGAUCUCAGCUCACUGCAACCUUUACCUUCCAGGUUCAAGUGAUUCUCCUGCCUCAGCCUCCUGAGUAGCUGGGAUUAUAGGCAUGUGCCACCACACUGGUGUUUUGUAUGUUUGUUUGUUUGAAGGCUUGGUGUUAAUUCUAGUUAAACCUUUGAUAUAAUUCACCAGUGAAGCCAUGUAGCUCUGGCUUUACUUUGUGGCAAGUGUUUUGGUUACUGUCUCAGUCUCUUUACAUGUUACUGGCCUUACUCAGUGGUUUGGUUAGGCUUUGUGUCCCCACCCAAAUCUCAUCUUGAAUUGUAAUCCCUAUAAUCCCCAUGUGUCAAGAGAGAGACUCGGUGGAUGUCAUUCAAUCAUGCUGUUCUUGUGAUAGUUCUCACAAGAUCUGCUGGUUUUAUAAGGGGCUCAUCGCCCUUCGCUUGGUGUUUCUUCCUGCCACCUUGUGAAGAAGGUGCCUUGAUUCCCCUUUGCCUUCUGCCAUGACUAUAAGUUUCCUGAGUCCUCCCCAGCCCUGUUAAACUGUGAGUCGAUUAAACCUCUUUCCUUUAUAAUUUACUGAGUCUCAUGCAGUUCUUAAUAGCAGUAUGAAAAUUUAGACUGAUACAUUUGGAUUUUCUAUUUCUUCUUGAGUUUGUUUUGGUAGUGUCCUUCUAGGAAUCUCUCCAUUUCAGGUAGGUUAUUUCAUUUAUUGGCAUACAGUUGUUCAUAAUAUUCCAUUCUGCUGCCUCCUUACUGGGAACACGAGCUAUUAUUUUUCAAGGCAACCAUGGAGUUAGGGAGCAGGAAUAAGGGACUAGGAUAAGUUAAAACAACACAAACCUCACUGGUUUGUGUUUGUUUGUUUGUUUUUUUACCAAGAUUCAUCUGUUUUUCUUGACCAAAUGUUCCUAGGGUUAUUGACAACCUUUGGUGGAUUUGCAGAGUUCUGAAAGAGUAGAUUCUGAUAAUUUUUGCUAGGUUUUUCAUUGCUUUUAUGGAGGGAUGAACUUCUGGAGGUCCUUACUCCACCACUUUUUGCUGACAUCACUCUCGGUGUUUUUGCAAUAUCUAGAGCCAGAGCACUGACCCAAAUCCCAUUUUGUCAUGGUGUAUAAUACUUUGUAUAGAGUUCUAGAUUCAGUUUACAGUAUCUGUGGCUCCCAAUCCCAUCCCUGCAGCAGGACAGGCUGCAGAAUGGGUGGUAAGGUUGUGCAGAGAUUUGGGAUUUGGGCUCAGUCAGACUCUAAGCCUCUCUCAAUUUCUAGCCUUCGAUGUCCGCUUUUAUAGUAAAUAUUUGUUGAAUUGAUUAGUACUUGGUAAACUUGUGCUUGAACUUCAUUUACAAAUUAUGUUGUACAAAACACUUGUGGCUGUAACCUCCUUUCCAGUGCUGUAUGUGACCCUUGGGGCCCUAAAUAAAUGUUUCCUCCUUACAGAAAACUGUGGGUCUGCAUGAGAGUCCUGGAUUCUAGUGUUGAGGAUUUCCACAUGGAUGGGCUGAGUCGGGAGUGGUGAGAGGGCCUAGGCCCUAUGGCAUUGACUCGUAGCUGCUGUAAGAACAUUUUCUGCUUAAGUUUUCUUAAGCAUUCGGCUACCUACAUCAGAGAGUCAGCGGUAUUCCUUAUUCAUUUUGGCUCCUCUGGGCUCAGCUUCUCCAUGCUCUUUAGCCCCUGGGGCCACCUUUAAAAACUAUUUGUUGAAUUGAUCAGUGUUGGGCAACUUUGGAAUUGGACUACAUUUACAAAUUAUAUUGUACCCAGUGCUUGUCAUCACUUGACUGCCAGGGUGCUUAAUGAGUACCUCCUCCUGUUGGGACUUGCUGGGUGAGUGUGUUCCUCGGUGGUGUGUGGGCCUGGUAUCUAAGUGCCAGUGAGCCCCUCCAAGGCUUUCUCCCACCCUAGUUUGGGAGGAUCAGUGCCCUGCUGUCUUUAGUGAACGGCUGCCAGCUCUUGCUUUCGGAAGGCAGAAGAAGAUACUGCUCAAGCUUUCUGACCUUUCUAGAAAGGUCUUUCAGGGAAACGGAAUCAAUGCUAAAGAUUUCCAUGAGUGCUCUGGAUCUUUAUUGUACUGUUGACCAGGCUCACCUUGGCCACAGUUUGGAUGCCGACCGUGGGUGUUUAUGAAUCACAAGUAACUUUGCCAGUCUCUCUGGGUAAAAAUGCGGGGGACGUGGUACCUUCCUGGUGGUUUCCACCAGGUCCCUCUGUGUCUGCUCCCCUGGAAGCUGGAGGAUUGCCUUUUCUCUAAAAUAUGGACCUCUUUUGGGGUGCCUGACCAUUUGUUGGCCAGAUCCAGAAGAUGGGCUCUGCCCUGGUCUGGGUGCCCCACGGUGAUGUUUGUGACAGAGGCUCUCAGAGAAGGGAGCAAAGCAGAAUGUGGGCCUGUGUGGCUCCGGUCCUCGGUUUCCUAACUGUUGGCAGGGAUCCUAAAGGCGCCAGGUCCUCCCCGUGCUCCUCAGCUGACUCUGACCUCCUCAGUGUGUCCACGGGCACAGGCUUUUCUCCUGGCAGGUGGCAGCCGGAGACCUCCUGGGUGUCCUGCCGCCACUGUGGACCUCACCUCAGUGCUGUCUGGGGCCUUCCCAGACCAGUCCCCUCCCAGCGGGACCCAACCCCGCCAGCCUCAGCUUUCAGGAGCUGCCCCCGCGGCGCGAACAAUAUCCUUUCUAUUUGGAGUUGACUCCGCUGCCCUUUGGAGAUUCCAGCGCGUAACGUGAGCUCGCGACCAGCGCGGGGGAGGCGCCCACACGCCCGUCCCGUCGCGGUGUCUGGCCCCAGGCGGCCGCGCCUCCCCUCCGAGGUGGUCCCACAGCCCCUGCACCAGGCGGCCCGCGCCCGCGACCUCAAGGCGGCUGCCCCGCGCCAUGGCGGCCCGGCUGGGUGCGCUGGCCGCGUCGGGGCUGUACCGGCGGCGCCAGCACCGGCAGAGCCCGCCGCCCGCCGCGGGCAAUAUGUCGGACGCCUUGGCCAAUGCCGUGUGCCAGCGCUGCCAGGCCCGCUUCGCCCCCGCCGAGCGCAUUGUCAACAGCAAUGGGGAGCUGUACCAUGAGCAGUGCUUCGUGUGUGCCCAGUGCUUCCGGCCCUUCCCCGAGGGGCUCUUCUAUGAGUUUGAAGGCCGGAAGUACUGCGAACACGACUUCCAAAUGCUGUUUGCUCCGUGCUGCGGAUCCUGCGGUGAGUUCAUCAUCGGCCGUGUCAUCAAGGCCAUGAACAACAACUGGCACCCGGGCUGCUUCCGCUGCGAGCUGUGUGAUGUGGAGCUGGCUGACCUGGGCUUUGUGAAGAAUGCUGGCAGGCAUCUCUGCCGGCCUUGCCACAACCGUGAGAAGGCCAAGGGCCUGGGCAAGUACAUCUGCCAGCGGUGCCACCUGGUCAUCGAUGAGCAGCCCCUCAUGUUCAGGAGCGACGCUUACCACCCUGAUCACUUCAGCUGCACCCACUGUGGGAAGGAGCUGACGGCCGAGGCCCGCGAGCUGAAGGGUGAGCUCUACUGCCUGCCCUGCCAUGACAAGAUGGGCGUCCCCAUCUGUGGGGCCUGCCGCCGGCCCAUUGAGGGCCGAGUGGUCAACGCGCUGGGCAAGCAGUGGCAUGUGGAGCACUUUGUCUGCGCCAAGUGUGAGAAGCCAUUCCUGGGGCACCGGCACUAUGAGAAGAAGGGCCUGGCCUACUGUGAGACUCACUACAACCAGCUCUUCGGGGACGUCUGCUACAACUGCAGCCAUGUGAUUGAAGGCGAUGUGGUUUCGGCCCUCAACAAGGCCUGGUGUGUGAGCUGCUUCUCCUGCUCCACCUGCAACAGCAAGCUCACCCUGAAGAACAAGUUUGUGGAGUUCGACAUGAAGCCCGUGUGUAAGAGGUGCUACGAGAAGUUCCCGCUGGAGCUGAAGAAGCGGCUGAAGAAGCUGUCAGAGCUGACCUCCCGCAAGGCCCAGCCCAAGGCCGCGGACCUCAACUCUGCCUGAAGGCCCUCUUGCGCAGCCACCUCUCGGCCCCUCCGCCUUCUCCCCUCCCGCUGUCCAUGCUUGGCCCCCUCGUCCCCGUCCACCUGCGCCCUCUGCAUCUUACGCUCCCCUUCUCUUUCUUCAUUGCCUCCCCCCUUCCUGUUCCCUCAUCUCUGCCUUCCCCCUGUCUCUCCUCUCCUCGGCUGUGGCUUCUGUCUGUGAGGAGGCAGGAGCUGGGGAGUGGGAGCCUAUGACCCCGCGUCUGACAGCCACGUCCACCUGUGCCCACAGUUUCCGCCCACAGACCUCCAGGGACAGAAGCAAAUUGCACCACAGCUCCCUGCCUGGCCUGGCCCUCCCCAGGCAGCUCAGUGGCUCAUGCUGUCCUGUGAGAGCCCCUGCCCCAGAGCGGCCCCACUAAGCGCAUGUGGCUCCUGGACUACCUACAGCCAGGGCAGCCUGCUGGAGCCACAGGGCCAGGACCAUGCAGAUGGAGGCCUCUGGGAGCCACCUCCAGUCCCUCACCACUCACUCAACCAGGGGCACAGUGUCCCUGUUCCCACACUGAGCCAGCAAGUCCUGCUGUCCACACCCACAAGCUACCUGGAGGGACAGGACCCACCUCCAUCCCUCGGAAGGUCUUCCUGGAACCCCACCUUGGCCUCCCACCUGGGUUCCGCCCCGCCCCCUCCCCCCGACCUUGGGGCUUGUGUUGAGCCCUGGGGUGGGGCCAGGGGCCAGGAGGUGGUGAGGUCAGAGGAGGUGGGGUCAGAGGUGGCUUUUUCCCACCUCCAGGGAGGACGCUUCCUCUGCGGCCAGCGCAGACCUGGUGUUGGGCUCACGCUUGCACAAUGAAGGCUUCUUCACACAA
Messenger RNA from Pongo pygmaeus (Bornean orangutan), 8986 nucleotides. It is a transcript of the gene LIMS2, whose product is annotated as LIM zinc finger domain containing 2. The transcript has 10 exons. NCBI's taxonomy places the organism in Eukaryota, Metazoa, Chordata, Mammalia, Primates, Hominidae. Gene Ontology annotation, biological process: cell-cell adhesion; cell-cell junction organization; positive regulation of integrin-mediated signaling pathway. Gene Ontology annotation, cellular component: cell-cell junction; cytoplasm; focal adhesion. The record is from RefSeq and is a predicted model, not a curated record. Bases 7039 to 8136 code for a protein of 365 amino acids.